Raphanus sativus (radish) is the source of this 752-nucleotide messenger RNA. Its product is annotated as geranylgeranyl pyrophosphate synthase 10, mitochondrial-like. The transcript is spliced from 3 exons. NCBI's taxonomy places the organism in Eukaryota, Viridiplantae, Streptophyta, Magnoliopsida, Brassicales, Brassicaceae. Gene Ontology annotation, molecular function: geranylgeranyl diphosphate synthase activity. The record is from RefSeq and is a predicted model, not a curated record. Gene Ontology annotation, biological process: isoprenoid biosynthetic process. Bases 1 to 591 code for a protein of 196 amino acids.
AUGGAAAAGCUGAAGGGAAAAGACACAAAAUCUGCCCUACAGCCACUGCAUGCUAUUGAAGAAGAAGACGCGUUUUUAGCUCUCUCCGUAACGCACACGCUGGCAGCCACGUCGGAAAACGUUCCUCCGUCGAGGGUUUCGAGAGCUGUGUUUGAGAUGAUGAAAGCCGUUGGAACUGACGGUCUCGUGGCGGGUCAAGCGGCGGAUCUGGCCGGAGAGAAGAUGGUUUUGGUGGAAAACGAUAAAAGAUUGGAGUAUCUUGAGUUUAUACAUAUUCAUAAAACGGCGGCGUUGCUCGAAGCGCUGGUCAUGGGAUGUAUAGUGGGAGGUGGGUCUGAUGAGGAGGUUGAGAGACUUCGAAGAUAUGCGAGAUGCGUUGGGUUGAUGUAUCAGGUGGUGGACGAUGUGCUUGAUGUAACGAAGUCGUCGGAGGAGCUAGGGAAGACCGCUGGUAAAGAUUUGAUCGCCGGGAAGCUGACGUAUCCGAGAGUGAUGGGAGUGGAGAAGUCGAAGGAGUAUGUGGAGAAGUUGAACAGAGAAGCGUGUGAACAUCUUCAAGGGUUUGAUUCAGACAAGGUGGCUCCUCUGUGAGGCAAUUCCUCUGUUGUCUCUUGUGCUAAAUACAUUGUCAACAGACAAAAGUGACGUGGCGGAUUGUUAUUGCUUUGGAUACUCUACAAUAAUUUUUUUAGUCAAUAAAUGUAUCUUGUCGAGUAUCUUUUUCGUUUCCUUUUGUCAACAUCCGGUGAAAG